Molecule: messenger RNA, 942 nt
Organism: Rotaria socialis
Lineage: Eukaryota; Metazoa; Rotifera; Eurotatoria; Philodinida; Philodinidae
Source: the annotation of a GenBank genome assembly
AUGUUAAAACUUUUUCAACACAUUCGUUUCAGUACAACACGAUUAAUGUUUUCAACAACAAAACCACCUUGGUGUUCAAAAUUGCCACGGCCACAAUAUUCUUCACUUGAACGUAUUUCAAUUCCAUCACAAGAAUGGUUUCAAGUUUAUCGUGUUCGUCCUAAUGUAUUCGCUAUUUAUGAACCCUACCAUUGGGAAGAAACAAUAUCUUAUUUGGUUGUUGGUUCAAAACAUUCUUUAUUAAUUGAUACUGGUAUGGGUAUUGGAAAUAUUCAAAAAGUGAUCGAUUCUUUAGUACCUUCAUCGGCGACACUUAAAGUCAUAAAUACGCAUACUCAUCAUGAUCAUACAGGUGAUAAUUGGCGUUUUCCCGGAAGGCUUUCAGGUGUUCAUUCAGAUUUUGUUAAACAGAAUUCAAAAGGUUCAAUUGAAGAAGCACAAAAUGAGAUCAAACCAGGUAUGAUGUGGGAGACAUAUUUACCAGAAGAUUUCAAUCCUAAAAACUAUCGCUAUCAUCCAUAUGAAAUCAAUAAUUACGUUAAAGAAAACGAUCGUAUUGAUCUUGGUCAAGGACAAGAAUUACAAGUGAUUUCGACUCCUGGCCAUUCACCAGAUUCCAUCUCACUUCUAGAUGAAAAACAACGUUUAUUAUUUGUUGGCGAUGUUUUCUAUCAAGGUCCAAUUCUUCUCUAUCGACCUGAAACUAAUCUUCAAGAUUAUUUGAAAUCAUUAGAAAAAUUAACUGAAAUUUGUUCAAAAGUUGAUUUAAUAUUACCCGGUCAUAAUAUACCAAAUGUUGAACCAAAAUUAAUAAUUAAAGCAGCUCAAGCCAUCCAAGAAGUUAUGAAUGGAAAAGCAAUGGCAAAAAAGAUAGACGAUGAAAAGCACAAUGAAUAUUCCUAUGGAGAAUUUUCAUUUGUUAUUGAUCCAUCCUUUUUGUAA